This is a messenger RNA of Paramuricea clavata, 6065 nucleotides long. The record is from the annotation of a GenBank genome assembly. Lineage: Eukaryota; Metazoa; Cnidaria; Anthozoa; Malacalcyonacea; Plexauridae.
AAAGGUUUGGGUUUGCUACAAAAUUGUUUGAUUUUUGAUGAGAAGGUGAGUUGUACUGCAGUUAAAUUGCCAUAAACUUUACUUUAUGAACUACUGGUUAGAAGUGUAGAUAUUUUAUACGGAAGUAUCUAACCUACAGACUAUAUUAUACUAGUAUGUAAAAGUGCCCCACAUUUGAUUGCGUAUAGAUUUGUACAAUGUACACAGUUUGACUUUGCGAACAUUUCCGGUUGAAGUUGUCGUGUUGGUAUAUGUAGUUCCUACGCGAAAAUACGACAUAAAAUCAAUGCGAGGCUAUAUGAGACGAUAGCUACAGAAAGAAAUUUUCAAUAUUUAGGAAAACCGAAUGUUUUACCUGUAGUUUUGGAGCCCGGAAGGCGGAAGCAGUCUCUUUCGCUUUCAUUUGUUGUUUCACCGCCGCACCAAUGUAGCCUGUAUUUACUGUGCACAGAGAUUGCAAAAUUAGGUAGUUUUCAAUUAUAAUUGAGUUGCACAAAAUAUGAUUCCUCCCAAAUAGUAAUAAAGAGGUGCUUGGAGUUAACUUUAUUGGAUUCAAGUGGUCACAAAAUACUGUAGAGACACACAGAAGGUUAACUCCGCUAAAAAGUGUAACUGCUGCCACGCCAAGAUUCCCAAUGAAAAUGCACUUGUCAUUUUCCUGGCCAGUGUUUCUUAUGAGAGGUAUAUUUAUCCUCCUGAACGUCUUCCAUUUUAAAAUCGAACGCCUCUCGUAAGUGCACUGACUUAAAGGAACAUGGUGACGUCCAGCACAAUUGCAAUGGUUACACCAAAAUCAUAGGCAAAUAUAAGAAUUAAGUCAACCUUCUGUGUCUUUUUGCUUCACUGAUUGGCUUACAGAUUUGAUCUUCAAGUCAGGAUUAAUCUUGAUAACCCAAAAUCUGUGUUUAUGAGAAAGCCCACUAUUCUUAAUAUUUGUUCAAAAUAAGUGGUCAAAAAUAUCUGUAUGCCACAGUUUCUGGUGGAACAUGCAUUGAUUCCAGUCUGGAAGGCUGUCAUCAGUGCUGGAAUAUGUCCGGCAGCGCCCCCUUACGAAAAGUUCCUAUAUAGGAAAAAUUCCUAUAAGAAUUCCUAUAGGAAAAAUUCCUAUAGGAAAAAUUCCUACAGAAAUUUUGUCCGAAACUCUUAUAGGAAUUUUUCCUAUAGAAAUAUUUCCUGUAUGCACUUGCUUUUGGAUUUUCCUGCAUGAAGCAAAAUAUAUUUUCUAGGCCUGCUGGGAGGUAAUCAGUCCUUGUAGCCAAAAAAUCCGAGUUCAUUAAUUUCUUCUCAAUAUAAUACAUAAAUAUAUUUUAAUAUUUAAGCCUCCUCCGCAGGCAACUAUGAUGGUAUUCAAACGGCAAAAUUCAUGUAUAUAAUUUAUCCAAUGAUCAAUAUGUUGAAUAUCAGUGCCAGAAUGCAUAUAAUUUAUACGGCAAAUAAUACAGGAAAAUACAAAAAACAAACUUUGACCACAACCAUAAUUGAUAAUAAAAGGGGAUUCGAAGUGGAAUUCUAGCCCCAUACAAAGUGUCAAUUUUGUAGAUUAUACAUUAAUUAUGGUAAUUGUGUUUUUAGCUGUAGCUACAAUGGCUGAAUCACUUCGAUAUAAAGUUGAGGAACAUUUGACUUGCUCUGUUUGUUUGGAACCAUUUAAAGAUCCCAAAGUUUUACCUUGCCUUCAUUCAUAUUGUCAUGUGUGCAUUGUAAACCUGGCCAAGAAUGCAAAUUCCAAUACUAUCAACUGUCCCGAGUGUCGAUUGGCAGUAGAGGUGAGGAAAAUGAAUAAUUAAUUACCGAUUAAGUUGCAUAAUUGUGCCCAAUACAGCCUACUUAACUGAUUUACUCUCACUGUCUAAGCCCAGAUGAUUUUACUCAUCAAGGGAGAGUGCUCAGGUGAUCAAUGCCCAAUGGGUUAGUAUGUAAAAAUUGACUGAGGAAACUGAAAUUCCUGAUGUUUGUAUCGAGAGGCUGUUUUUAUGAGUGUAGAUUUCUGGAGUCAGGGAAAAUAAUUUUCUUUCUGGCCAAGCACAAUCUGAAGUCAACCUGAUCAGUUAUAUGUAUAACUGAGGUGCGUGAAAUAUGCGUGUACAGUAUAGUGAUUGGAUUAAUUGAUUUUCCUUGCUCGUGUUAGCAUUGAUAUCUCAUUUUGCUGUGCACAAAAAUAAUAAAUCGUAUUUGUCAACUGUAUUUGAUGCUACAGUAAAUACAUUGUAUGCUGAUUUUUAUUCCGUUUCCAUAUAAUACCUGAUAACUGACAGUGUAGAAACUAAAGGCGUGGUUAUUCCGAAUCCUGAAGCUAGCCAGAAUUUCAGAGUGUGGGUCUCUCAUUUAAUAGAUGCAACAAAACGUUUCUGAAGUAAAUAUAUACAGUAUUUUAUGGAUAAUUUCAGUAUUUUGGAAAUUUUGGUUUGUUAUGGCUGGUUGAAGGAAACACCGUCCAUUUUCACCUUACGUUUUUGGAACAAACAUUAAUUAAACAGUAAUUGCAUAAACGUUCACUGAUCAGAUAACUAUCAUACGCUGUAUUUAUUGUUAGGACAGCCUGUUCCCAGCAUGUCGAUAAGUUAUCAAAGGCCUGUUGAUAAUUUGUUACAAGGUCUUUGACUGUUAACAAGUUGUGAGUGACAAUUUUAUAGAACUUGACAAACUGACAACGUUGUCACAACUUGUUGGCAAGCUUGUUACAAGUCUGUUCAGUGUUGAAAAGAUGUGAGUUUUUUAGUGUGUGUAUAUAUAGCUAAAUUUUGCAGCAAAGUUUCCAUAAACUGGAAAGUUAACUCCAAUGAAUAUAAAGUUCUAUUACUGGUUGAUGCAAACUGUUAGAAAAUUGCCGCUAUUGGAAAAUUGCACUUUCAAAUGGUCUAAGGAGUGCUUUGAGGUGUGGGCUAUUCAUUACAACGUUUUUCUGCCUGUUACAGCAAAAAUUUGAGGGAACUUGUUUUCCCCAGUUUUGAAAAUUACAAACGUGUGGACGUGUCGAAGCUAUGUAUGCCCUUGUAAUCCCGAAAAAAAUACUUUAAAAUCUUCCAUAUAUAAAAAAUAUAAAAAACUUGUUAUAUGUACUAGUAAAGUUACUAAAAUCCAGGUAUCGUAUGUUUAGUCCUUACUUUAAAACUAGUCUAUUCUCUAAAACAAAUAUUUGGAUUUAACUUUCAGUCGUUUAAUAGACCUGACUAGCCAACUUGUAGCUGGACGUCAAGAAAGCCUCUAUGAUAAUUUUACUUACUUGUUCUAAAAACGUUAUCCAAUGCAUAGGUCGACGAAAACACUGUUUCUACUCUGCCAUCAAACUUCUUCGUGAACAAUCUCCUGGCAACAAUGACGCUGACAAAUGACAAGCCCGCUGCGAAGAAGAUUCUUUGCGACAGCUGUGACAGUGAAGAAGCUGCUCAAAGCCGUUGCAAUGAAUGUGGAAUAUUUCUUUGUCAGUAUUGUACUGAUUUUCAUAAACGAUCUCGGUCAAUGAAACAUCACGAGCUGGUGACCAUGGAGCAAUUGAAAUCCAAUCCAGGUCCCCAGAACAUUGCUGAGAAGAUACGAUGUCCCAAACACAAGGAAGAAGUCAUCAAGUUGUUUUGUAAAACAUGUCAAACAACCAUUUGUAGAGAUUGCACCAUCGUUGAUCAUCAGGGGCAUAAAUAUGGGUUUGUUGAAGAAGUCGCUGUCGAAGAAAAACGCCAUUUGCAAAGCAAUCUUAAUGAAGUAAAGCAAAGAAAAGGAAGAGUUGCACAGGGAAUUGUAAACCUGAAGAAAUUUAAUGAAGGUCUGGAGGCUAAGAAGAAGUCAACACUCUCAGAAAUCAGUCAGCACUUCGAUCAACUUGUGAAAGCUGUGGAAUCUCGGAAAAGAGAAAUGAUGGAAAAAGCGACUUCGAUCACGAAUUCUAGACAAAAACAGAUUCACGCGCAGUUAGAGGUCUUAGAAGUGGCUUUAGCAAGUUGUGAAAGCAGCAUCGAGUUUACAGAGCAAGCGUUCAAGAAUGGCAACGAUGUUCAAAUAUUGAGCAUGGAGAAGUACAUUUUGCAGUCUUUGGAGCAGCUGAAAGCAGUUAAAGAUCAAACGAAGCCUUGUGUUACUGAAGACAUGGUGUUUAUCAUUCCUUCGUCGGUGCAGGAAAAAAAGAAAAAGUUGUUAAUAGACUAUGACGUAGAUGUCACUGUAGCAAAUCCUGAAAGUUGCACGGCUUCCUUUAAAGAAACUGAAGCAACAUUCAUUGCUGAGAAACAGUACUCCAUAACAUUAAUCUGUCACGACAAAAAUAACCGAAGAUUAAGAUACGGAGGUCAGGACAUCAAACCGUCGUUCACUGGAAUGGAGGUCAGUGAUGUUGCCGUUACUGAUAAUAAAGAUAGCUCCUACACUAUCAGUUUUUGUCCUCGUCAGGUUGGCAUGUUGAAGUUCGAGGUAUCCAUCAAUGGAACGCCUGCUCCAAAAUGUUCUUUGACAAAACAAGUGAAGUGGGUUAUAAGUGAUGCUCAUGGUAAAGGUCCUAUCACUAAUGGUGGAUGUGCAAUGUGGGGUGAUUGUGGUUACUGUUGCAGAGUAGGUGGAUGUUACUUUGAUUCCGGAGUUCACACGUGGAAAGUUCGAUUGAGUAACUUUAACUUUGGUCAACCCAGUGCUGAAGUUGGAAUCAUCGACUAUGACGAAGUUAACGCAGAUAUGGCUCAAAGCAAAAAGAAGUGGGUUUAUAAGCUUCCUGUCCCAUUCGGUGGUUCCGCUGAUAUUUCCUUCAAUCUGGACAUGAAAAAAAGAUCAUUGAACGUCAAUGUUAACUCGAGUCUUGAUGGCUCUAGUACUAACAGCUAUCAGUUCACUGCACGUCGUGUUUCACCUUUCUUUGCGUGCAGCUCACCUAAUCUGAUUAUUGAGUUAGUGGAAUGAAAACAUUUAAUUGUCGGUGAAAUUCAGUGCUGGUUGUGAACGGAAAAAACUGCAGGAAAAUCGCAAUGCCAACUAAAACGCGAGUUUCGUAAAUUAUUGUUUCAACUGUUGCUAAAAUAUAUCGAAUAAAACUGAAACAAAGUAAUUUUAAGAGGAACGCCAAAAUGAUCAGUUUUAGAUUUUGAACACUUUGCAUCGCGAAUACGCGAUGUUGAGAAAAUGUCUCCUAUAUAAAAGUUCAUAUCAAUCUCGUCCCCCGAGACGGCCCGUUCGCAGGUUAAGGGUGGCCCUUAACCUGCGAACGGGCAUGCUCGGGGAAACAAGAUUGGGUUCAUAUCGAAAUUUUAACAAGAAAAUUUAACAUUUUGUCAACUCGUGACAAGUUUUCCUGUUAACGAGCUGACCUUACUGGACCUCUAGGAAGAACAGUUUAAAACUGAAGAGCUAUCCAUUUUAAAUAGAGGUAGUUUAGUUUAGGUUUCCUCCUGUAGUAACACUGGAUCAAUAAGAGAUGAUCCUUACUGGACCUCUAGGAAGAACAGUUUAGAACUAUAGAGCUAUCCAUUUUAAAUAGAGGUAGUUUAGUUUAGUUUCGCUUACCUCAGAGUAAAAUCGCUAUGGUGAUAAUUUUUCCUAAGAUUUAUUUUGUUGGCAAAGCCCAGGAGUGGAUUAUCGAUCGUCCCCCUCUUCCACACAUAAUGAAUCCAGUUCGCCCACGGUCACAUUGCCAAAUUUUACUUGCUUCAUUCUCCCACAUAGUCUUGAGCUUCGAGUAUCAGAAAAUUUGUGAAGCCGUUGUUUUGAAGAUGAUGGCCCGCCGUGAUUCCCAAUAGUCCUGCCCCGAUGAAAAGAGUUCAAAACCUAAUUUUUUUUGGCGUCCCUCUCAAAAUUACUGUGUUUUCGCUUUAUUUUGUAGUUUACACAGUUAGCACUAACCUUUUUAAACGUAUCUGGCGGUUGGGAAACACAAAAUAAUAGUUAGAUAUUGUCAAUUUAAAUGUACAGUACUCAGUAGUUAUUAGUUAAUUAUUACUGCUAUAAAAAUAGUAAAGUUGACGCCAUAUUUAUACAGCAAUAUAAGCAAAAUUUACUGAAUUUCAGAGAUCAGUUCCUCUUUGGCGUACCAUGUAAAAUCUCUUCAUUUUAGCAGAAUUUGACAUACUUUUUUAAAAUUCAGAUACUUG